Messenger RNA from Thecamonas trahens ATCC 50062, 841 nucleotides. RefSeq lists its product as uncharacterized. Lineage: Eukaryota; Apusomonadida; Apusomonadidae. The coding region runs from base 22 to 807 and encodes 261 amino acids. The transcript is spliced from 2 exons. The record is from RefSeq and is a predicted model, not a curated record.
GAGGGAGGGAGGGAGGAAGUCAUGCAGCACCUAGCUGUACGGCAUGUUCUGUUUGCCCUGGCUGCUGUCUUGGCAACUUCAUUGGCCUUGUGGGUGAGAACGUACUACACCAUCAACAAGGUGCCUGCUGCUGAGGCUUCCCUGCCCGAUCGCGGCUUCACUUAUGCCGGCGUGCAGGUUGGCACUGGACGCCCGGCCACUCCGAUCGAGCUGCUGUACGAGCGCGCGCAGAUGGUUGUGGCGGUGGCGAGCACCAUGUUUGUCACGCUCUUUGUUGUCGCGCACGAGCGAAUGGUCCUGCUGGGUCGACUGACUACCCUCUGGCUCUUUCUCUCGCUCGUUUCGGUCCCGAUGAUGGUGCUGACGUAUGCUCCGUUUCCACGGCCCGAGUGCCCCGCGCUCGCCGGCUCGCUCAUCGCCUGCUCGCCGUCGUUCUGGUCGAUCAACGUCAUGUACUUGGCCCUCUUUGCCGGUCUUUGGCGCCACACCGUCCGCGACUCGGCCAUCGGCGACGUGCUCGCCGGCCUCUCGCCGCUGGCCAUGUGGCUUGUCGAGCGCUCGGCCUGGCUCCUUGUCGCCGCCAUGUGCUACGUCCAGAUCCACGGGCGGACGCACUACUCGGUCUCGCUCGCGCUGGCCAUCAUGGCCGGAUGGCAUGUCGCCGAGGAGCUCUUUACCCGCGCUGCUCUCGACUUCCCGGCCUUUGAGUACAAGUCGGUCUAUCUGGCCACCAUUGACUGGGCCUCGGCCGAGCUCCGCAAGUCCUCACUCGGUCGCGUUGUCUACCGCCCGCGCAAGCUUGAAUAGCACUGCUCACUAGGAUUAAAGAGAAAGAGUUCCC